Molecule: messenger RNA, 5076 nt
Organism: Scomber japonicus (chub mackerel)
Lineage: Eukaryota; Metazoa; Chordata; Actinopteri; Scombriformes; Scombridae
Gene: ercc6
Product: excision repair cross-complementation group 6
Exons: 22
Coding region: 26-4357 (1443 amino acids)
Biological process (GO): transcription-coupled nucleotide-excision repair
Cellular component (GO): nucleus
Molecular function (GO): ATP binding; ATP-dependent chromatin remodeler activity
Source: RefSeq, a predicted model, not a curated record
GUAUAACUGCAACGUUUUCUGCAUUAUGCCAAUAGACGGUUCAGAAGACCAGGCGCCCUCCUCCCUCUCCAGCCCAACUAGUGCUGCUCUCACCCCAGGGGGGACUGAUGAGGAUGGAGCCACUGGGGGCUCCGCAGCUUGCUCUCAGGGCUCUGAGGCUGCUGCAGCCUAUCCGACCAACACUGGACCAGGGGAGGGAACCAGCGGUGGCAAGAAGUCUGGAGCCAUGCUGCAGAUUGACCGCCAGCGCAUCCAAGCAGCAUCUGCCAGCUCUGGAGCUGAUGAGCUGCAGGGCCUUGGUGUGGCUGUCUAUGACCAGGAUGUCCUCGAGCAAGGUGUCCUGCUGCAAGUGGAUGAGGCGAUCCAGGAGGCCAGUCAGGCUGCUGCUAAAGCCGAUGCAGAGAAGGAGUACCAGUCUGUGCUAGAUGAUGUCAGGUCCGUUACAACAUCUUUGAAACAAAUCAACAAGAUCAUUGAGCAGCUCUCUCCAUAUGCAGCCUCAAGCAAAGACAUCUGUAGGAAAAUCGAAUCUGUCAAAAGACAGAAAGAAAAUAAGGAGAAACAGCUCAAGAAAGUUAGAGCUAAACAGAAACGACUUCAAGCCAUUCUUGGAGGAGAAGACACACAAAGGGUGGAAGCUGAGCUGUUGGCAGAGGAUGAUGGGGAGGAAGAAGCCGGGCCGUCCACGCUUGGCAGCAUGCUCAUGCCAGCUCAGGAGACAGAAUGGGAGGAGCUUAUCCGAACAGGACAAAUGACUCCUUUUGGAACGCGAAUUCCGCAGAAGGAGGUUAAGAAGGAACCUCGGAAACUGAUGCUUGCUGAGGACUCAGGUUUUGAUCAGUACUUGGCCGACCAGGCCAAGUUGGCCACUGAGAGGAAGAGAGCCCCUCUCCUGAAGAAGAAGGGGAGCUAUGGACUCAGUCCUGAUGGGAAGGCCAAAGGAAAAACCAACAGAAGUGGUUCCUCUUCCAAGGACAAAAAAAUGCAGAAGCGCAUGCGAAAGCUCCAGAUAACUGCUCUGAAGGCCCAUCCUAAGGCUCGACCCAAGACUGAGCCACAGUUCCCUAAACCAAAGAGGAAGCAUCACGCUGAGGGAGAGGAGACUGACAGCGAGGGGUCCGAGUACAUGCCUAGCGAUGAAGGCGUAGAUCCUGAACAAGACGAAAGAGAAGCCAGGGAGGAGGGCUUUGCGGAGGAAGAUGAUGAAGAGUAUGAGUUGAAACUAUACAAGAGAAAGACUGAAAGAAAAGGGAGGAAGAAAGUAAAGAAGAAGGAGGAUAGUGAGGACGAAUACUGCCCUGAUAGUUCAGAUAAAGAGGAGGAUGAGAAGGAUAAAAAGAAAAACUUCAAAGAUGAUGGAGAUGUAGAGUACUACAGACAACGCAUCAGGAGAUGGAAGCGACAGCGACUCCUAGAAAGGGAGGAGAGGAGGGAAAGAGACGAGGACCUCACAGAUGACAGUGAUGCAGAGUUUGAUGAAGGCUUCAAAGUGCCUGGUUUUCUCUGGAAAAAACUUUACAAGUACCAGCAGACAGGCGUGCGGUGGAUGUGGGAACUCCACUGUCAGCAGGCAGGCGGCAUCCUGGGAGAUGAGAUGGGAUUGGGUAAAACCAUCCAGAUCAUCAGCUUUCUGGCUGGACUGAGCUACAGCAAGCUAAGGACCAGAGGAUCCAACUACAGGUAUGCUGGUCUGGGUCCUACAGUUAUUGUGUGUCCAGCUACAGUCAUGCACCAGUGGGUGAAGGAGUUCCACACCUGGUGGCCGCCUUUCAGAGUGGCUGUUCUGCAUGAAACUGGCUCCUUCACCAGCAGCAAGGAAAAACUGAUUCCAGAGAUAGCGGCAUGUCAUGGUAUCUUGAUAACCUCAUAUUCAGCAGUGAGGAACAUGUGGGACUCCCUGCAACGUUAUGACUGGCACUAUGUUAUACUGGAUGAGGGCCAUAAGAUCAGGAAUCCAAAUGCUGCAGUUACCACAGCCUGCAAACAGUUUCGCACUCCCCACAAGUUCAUCCUCUCAGGCUCUCCUAUGCAGAACAAUUUGAAGGAGCUUUGGUCUCUGUUUGACUUUGUCUUCCCUGGCAAACUGGGUACCUUGCCUGUCUUCAUGGAGCAGUUCUCUGUGCCAAUCACCAUGGGGGGAUACAGCAAUGCAUCACCUGUGCAGGUCCAGACGGCGUUUAAAUGCGCAUGUGUGCUGAGGGACACCAUAAAUCCUUACCUGCUCCGAAGAAUGAAGGCAGACGUCAAGGCCAGCCUCUCCUUACCUGACAAAAAUGAACAGGUCCUGUUUUGCAGAUUAACAGAGGAUCAGCGGCAGGUUUAUCAGGGCUUCUUGGAUUCCAAAGAGGUCUACCAGAUACUAAACGGGGAUAUGCAGGUAUUCUCAGGUUUGAUAGCGUUGCGUAAAAUCUGUAACCACCCGGACCUUUUCUCGGGCGGUCCCCGAAUGUUGAGGGGAAUCCCAGAGGCCCAGCUGACUGAAGAGGAACACUUCGGCUAUUGGAAGCGAUCAGGCAAGCUGAUGGUGGUGGAGUCACUGCUGCGUCUCUGGUUCAAACAAGGCCACAGAGUCCUCCUCUUCACACAGUCUAGACAGAUGUUGAACAUCUUGGAGGUGUUCAUGAGAGAUAAUAACUACACGUACCUAAAAAUGGACGGUACUACCACAAUAGCUUCCCGACAGCCCCUCAUCGCUCGCUACAACGAGGAUAAAUCAAUUUUUAUCUUUUUGUUGACCACUAAAGUCGGAGGCCUGGGAGUCAAUCUGACUGGAGCCAAUAGAGUUAUCAUCUAUGACCCAGACUGGAACCCCAGUACUGACACACAGGCACGAGAGCGGGCAUGGAGGAUCGGUCAAAAGCAGCAAGUGACUAUCUACAGGCUGCUGACUGCAGGGACCAUUGAGGAGAAAAUCUACCACAGGCAAAUUUUCAAACAGUUCCUGACCAACCGUGUAUUGAAGGACCCCAAACAAAGACGGUUCUUCAAGUCUAAUGACAUCUAUGAGCUCUUCACUCUGUCUGAUCCGACUGGAACUGAAGGAACAGAGACCAGUGCCAUAUUUGCAGGUACAGGCUCUGAUGUCAAGGCACCCAAGAAACCCGGGAGACCAAAGCCAUCAAACACUGUAAAUCAUGGCAGCCAUUCACUCAAGCACUCCACUGCCAACCAGAAUGAAACGGUUGCAGACAACAGACAUUCCUCAACAAACAUUUCUGCAUUAAGAGAAGGAAACGCCUCGCCUUGCAGUAAAAACUCUCAGGGUAAACUGACUGUGUUAACAGACAGUCAAAGCACCAACCCACAUGACUUGAAUGUAGAGCCAAAUAUAUCAGCCAGUACACAACAGGCAGGACAAAAUAACAGAGACUGUAAUGGAGUCACGCCAACAGUCAAAACCUCAAACACACUCAUCUCUCACCAAAACAGAGACAAAGACUCUGCCCUGACCAGCCCACAGAAACACAGGGAAAAGAGGAAACACUGCGACUCAGCUGACUCAAACAGACACAGACAUAAGAAACAUAAACACUCCAAGGAUGCUCGUUUUGAGGGCCAACGCAUCUCUCACUUGGUGAAAAAAAGGGCCUAUAAGAAAGCAGAUAGUGGAGAUGAGGCGGAAGACCAAGGGAAAUCAGACGAUUAUGUUUUGGCAAAGCUCUUCAAGAAGUCUGGUAUCCACAGCGUGAUGCAGCAUGACACCAUCAUGGAGUCCUCCAACCCUGACUAUGUUCUGGUUGAGGCAGAAGCAAACAGAGUGGCCAAAGAUGCUCUGAAAGCUCUCAAAGUUUCUCGGCAGCAGUGCAGGCUGGCCCUCAACAGAGCUCCUCCACCUCCUCCUGCAAGGAAACGGUUUGGACAGAAGAAAAAUUCUCUUCUGGUUACAGCCUCCGUUCAGUCGGCCCCUACUCCGGGCAAAUGCAAGGAUGCUGCUAUUUUAGAGAAGUCUAUAUCAAAGAAGCCUGGUUCAGGAGCUCAUUUCAGCGGGGAGGGAGCAGAAAUUGACUCCAGCUCCGCCCCCCUCUCCUCCUCUUCCCUGCUGGCUAAGAUGAGAGUCCGUAAUCACCUCAGCGUGCCCUCCAGCCAAAGAGAAGAAGAAGAAGAGGAGGAAGAGGAUGGCUCUACCUCUGCUCCAUCCACUCAGCACGAUGAGCUGUUGGUGGAUCUACGUAACUUUGUAGCAUUCCAGGCACAUGUGGACGGACAGGCCAGCACACAUGAAGUGCUGGAAUAUUUCAAACCUCGACUGACCCAGGAACAGGCACCGGUCUUCAGAGAGCUGCUGAGGAGCGUCUGUGACUUUCAUAGGACCUCCGGUCAGGAGGGUAUCUGGAAACUGAAGGAGCGCUUUCGCUGAGUGAAUCACAGAUAAAAGCAGAGCGCAAACUUUGAAUAUUUGUGUAUUUGUUAGCUAUGCGUCUGUAGAUAAAAACCUGCAAAAUAUUUUUGUUUGUUGCCAUUUCUUUGUUACAUUUUGCCAAAAUUAGAUGUAUUUUUCACAAUAAUUUGUCAGCCACAGUUGAUCAAAAUGUAAUUUUCAUAUGACCAUAGUGUUUUAUUGAGGGGCCACAUUGUAGGAGUUAUUACACAGAACAGUGGAUUAGCUGAUAUGCUCUUCUGAUUAUUACUGUUAUUAAAUCUGUUGCAAUGUCUAAUUUAUUUUAUCUGCAAGUAAGUUGGGUUGACUUUUGUGCUCAUGUAAGAACUUUUUGUAUUCUUUGUUUCUGUUUCUGUUUGUUUGUGUCUGGUUAUACUUUAAUUUAUGUGUUUUGUAUUUGCCUGAAAUUUCAAAUUGUAUUAGCUUGAGUAAUAAUCUUAACUGCCUCACUGGUGUCAGAUUUUACAACAUGAUUCCGUAAAAUUAAAUUUGGGGAGUAGUGUGUCAUUUUGUAAAAAUAAAAUCAACACAGACUUUUGUAGAUUUUGUAAUGACUUUUAUUCACAAAUACAGUGUAGAUGUUUGGGAGAUGAACUUCAAAAUGUGAACUGACCUACUGUAUUUCCAAUUACUUCUAAAAUAUUGUCAAUAAGCUGAGUCAUUAAGCUGUCAUGUUUUAUAUUUUCUUAAAGUACCCA